This is a messenger RNA of Cladocopium goreaui, 1749 nucleotides long. The record is from the annotation of a GenBank genome assembly. NCBI's taxonomy places the organism in Eukaryota, Dinophyceae, Suessiales, Symbiodiniaceae.
AUGGAUGCUCUCACCAACAGUGUGGGAGCUAACCCACGCCUCAAACAAAAACCGGUGCAGGCAAAACUUCCGAACCCUGGCAGCAAAGCUUGGUUCAAAAAUCUGCCUGCUGAUACGGGUCAGCAGCAGAAACCAGUCUCCAAGGCCAAAAAUUGGCAACGGGAUUUGUGUGCUGAGGGCGUUGAGCCAAAUCCAGGACCCCGAGCUCAUCGCAGACGUUUGACAAAACUUAGGAUUUGCAGCGUCAACAUUGCAGGUAAGGAAAACUUGUGGAGCGCCCUGCCCCACCUGAAACCUAAGGAAUUCGAUGUGGUUUGUCUUCAGGAAGCCAACAUGUCUGAUGUCGAAAUUAAGGUCUUGGCAGCUGCUGCUUGGAAAUCAGGUUGGGUCACCUUCGCUUUGUCCAACAAGUGCUGCCGGGGAAUGAUAACUAUGGUUGGUAAACACCUGAAAAGUCGCAUUGCUCACCAACUGGAUACCUCUGGGGGGCAGUUGUUAGGCGUUCAGGUCGGUCACAUGUGGGUGGGCAACGUGUAUUGUGCCCAUCAUCCUGAAAGAGAAGCUUUCAAGACGGAAGCUUUCCAGCUGUGUCACUCAUGGUCCCCGAAUGUUUGGACUCUUGUGGGUGAUUUCAAUGACACCCCUGAGGAAUCGCCUUUGGCCUUUGGCCUUACCUCUUCAGGUUACAGCUCUUGUUUGCCACCUCCUGGGGUUAGCAGUAGAUGGGAAAGCCAACGGGUCAUCGAUUUUGCGAUUUGCAACGGUAUUAUCUUGGACUCCACUUUGAAGAUGUGCCCCGAACGUUACAGUGAUCACAAAGCUUUUUACUUUGACGUCAAAGCUGAAGGUGCAGAUGGGGCUCUUACUAAGGUUGUGAUGGUUCCAGCAAACGUGUAUUUGCCUCAAGAUACCGACCGAGGUAUCGAUUGGACAGAACGCCUGGCGGAUGCCUGGCAACAAAAUAGACAAGUUUGGCAGGAAAUUAAAGUGAAAGCUGAACAAGAAAUCCGCGAAGCCGACAACAUGUCAGAAGCGGUCAAACAGCAUAAAAGUGAUCGAAUUUGGGACCACCUGAAUUUGUUACUCGAAACGUUUCUUCAGAAACAGGCUCAGUGGGCUCAGGAACAUGAGUUGCCUAUGCUCAGUGAGGCCGAGAGAAGACAGCAUCAUGACAACGCUGUUGAGAAUUCUAAGGAUCUUCAAAAGCUUUGGAAGCGCAUCCGCAGAUGCCCUCUGUACCAAGCAGGAAUGACUGCCAAGGAUGCCGAAACUGAGGUUCAGCGUCAAACCGAUGCGAGCCGGCAGCGCAGACUUAGCAAUUGGAAGGUUCGCUUGCAGCAAGAUAACGCUCAGGUCUUUCGAUGGGUGCGGUCCUCCGAAUCGGCGCCCACUGUUACCUUGUAUGACGACGAAGUCGAUCCUGACGACCCAUGGACAGCUCUGGUGCCUUGGUCAAAAUCGAAUCCUUUUGGCAGAGAGUUUGGAACCGUGACAAUAGCGAUGCUUGGACUCCGCAGCAAUAUCUUCGUGAAUAUGGCGGGGCCCCUGAAGUCGAAGAAAAUUGGAGCCCUGUUUCUGCGCAGGCUCUUAGUGCCUCGGCUGCUAGACAAAGACACCGAGCCGGGGGCCCUGACGGCUGGACUGGCAGCGAAAUGGCAGCUUGGCCUUACAACAUGUGGGCUGACCUGGAAUUUGUGUUUCAAGCCUGGGAGCAGCUGGGAUGUUUUCCAAAGUGCUGGCACUUCAUGA